ACAUAUAAAAGGGACCUCUCGUGGCAACUCACUCUUCAAUACAGAAAUGACUAUUUGACACUGACAAAACAUACUGUAUGGUGGUCAGACGGGAACUAAGCGACUUACCUCCGAGACACAGACUGUUACAGCGUAAACAAGAUAGAAAUCACAAAACAGAGUAAAAGGACAAAUGAACUAUUUUUCACUAGCCAUUUAUUUGAUCAUUAGUGACAUAGGCCUACCAUUUCGUCUCAUUUGUAAAUAGAUUUUUUAAAUUUUUAAAUUUUGUUAAUUUCCCGUAGUGCUGUAAUCUUGCUCAUCAUGUUGGACCAGCUGGCUUUCACGCAAGAGAACAGAGAGCGGAUACAGGCAGUGGAGAACUCCUUCGGCCCCUCUGGGAUGUCCCUGAUCAGACCUGACCGGGUCUUGAUAGGCGAGGGGUGGCUGAUGAAGCUGUGUCGACGCCGCCCCCAGCCUAAAGUAUUUUUCUUGUUUAAUGACAUUUUGGUCUACGGUAGCAUCAUCCUUCAUGGACGCUGGCACAGGAACCAGCAUGUUAUCUCCCUGGAGGAUAUCCAGCUAGAGGACCUGGAGGACGGGGUCAUCAUGGAGAACCAGUGGCUGAUCCGCACACCACAGAAGUCCUUCUAUGUGGCAGCUGCCUCUGCUGAGGAGAAGCGUGCCUGGAUGGAGCACAUUGAGGACUGCAGGUGUAAGCAGCUGCAGCAUGCCGGCUGCCAGCCCGGGUGCACCUUCGCCACCACCUGGAUCCCUGACCGGGCGUCCGCCAUCUGCAUGCGCUGCUCUAAAACAUUUCGGGUCAACAAACGUCGCCACCACUGUCGUCGCUGCGGCUUUGUCGUCUGCAACGCCUGUUCCAAGAACCGGGCCGUGAUCUGCCACAUCUCUACUAAGCCCGUGAGGGUGUGUCGACUGUGUCACCUCAGUCUCCAGGACCAUGGGGAGCUGACUCAGGAUGAGGUGCAUCUACGGGGGGACAGUGAUGGGAGGAAGUGCUCUGAUGAAUCUGACCUGGUCAUGCCUGAGUACGAGGCGACUAGCGACGAUGAGGCGAAUGAGCGGGUAGAACACCACGCACCAAGCAAUUGGGUUGAGUGUCACAACUCUUGGACCCCAUUUAACUAUUUAAAACCGGACCAUCAAAGUCUCAAUCUCACUGGAUUGUCAAGUCACUUGACUUGACUUGGUUGACAAUUGGACAAUGUGAGAGGACCCUGAAAAGUAUUUACUGAAUGAGUAGGUGGAGAAAAGUGCCAAAUCAAGACGAUACAUGAUCACAUGUAAUCAUAAAUAUUGCACAAAUAUGAACACUAAUCCUACCCAUAUAAUGUAUGCAUUACAUCAAUUUUUUCCUGUUAAUAAUUAUAAUAAUAAUAUUCCUUUGAGUGUU
Oncorhynchus tshawytscha (Chinook salmon) is the source of this 1393-nucleotide messenger RNA. Its product is annotated as pleckstrin homology domain-containing family F member 2-like. The record is from RefSeq and is a predicted model, not a curated record. NCBI's taxonomy places the organism in Eukaryota, Metazoa, Chordata, Actinopteri, Salmoniformes, Salmonidae. Bases 304 to 1185 code for a protein of 293 amino acids. Gene Ontology annotation, molecular function: metal ion binding; phosphatidylinositol binding. The transcript has a single exon.